Staurois parvus is the source of this 417-nucleotide messenger RNA. Lineage: Eukaryota; Metazoa; Chordata; Amphibia; Anura; Ranidae. The record is from the annotation of a GenBank genome assembly.
GAAAAACGAAAGGAAAAGGUCUUGACACGCCUUGGUUGCUUGCAGGACGAAGCACGAGGCCUUGACAGAUGUUUGCAGGAACCUUGCUUUGCAGAAUGGGAUAUGGUUAACUGGACAAAUACAAGAGCAACAUUUGUUUUUCUGUAUGAUUCUCUGGAAAUUACCAUCAUGUUUGGAGAUGAGAUUGAUGGGGAAAAGUUUAAUAACCAGCCCUGCAGAAUAAUUUCUAGGGUAAUUUUGACAUCUCAGCUAAAUGAAGAAGCUGCACCGCCCUCAUCUCUUUUAGUCCACAGAUUGAUUUUACAGUAUUUAGAGAAAAAGGACUACCUACAUACGACUUGUAAAAUGCAAAGCAAUGUACCUCAGCUUCUUUUUGAUGUGUCCCUUGUGGUGAGCAGAUGUAAACUACUUGGAGAA